AUGACGCACCUGUUCCCAAUGGAUCUGGACGGCCACGUGCAUCCGUAUGGCCGAGACGUCGACGGAUGGGGCAGGCCGAUGGUCGACGCCGCGUGUGCUGCCGAUGAUGACGACGAUUUGGCCACCUACCAGCGCGUGCCUGAUGGCGAAAUCUCGUCCCCGCCCCCGCCCACCGACUACAUGUUCGAGCCGGACAUGGAGGCCACCGACCUCGGCGCCGUCGCCGCCGCCAUCAACCCGGCCGGCGUGAAGGUGGGCAAGGGCGACUUUGAGCUGCUCAGCCUGCUCGGAAAGGGCGGCUUUGCCAAGGUUUUCCAAGUUCGAAAGACUUCGGGCCCGGACGAGGGCACGCUGUACGCGAUGAAGGUGCUGAAGAAGGCGACGCUUGUGCAGAACCAGAAGGACACCGCUCAUGUUAAGUCUGAACGUCACAUCCUGGAGGCGGUGCGCAAUCCGUUCAUCUGCAGCCUCCACUACGCCUUCCAGACGGAGGGCAAACUGUAUCUGGUGCUCGAGUACCUCAGCGGCGGCGAGCUGUUCGCCUGUCUCGAGAAGGAGGGCAUCUUCCCCGAGCGGACGGCGGCCUUCUACCUGGCCGAGAUCACGCUGGCCCUCGAGCACCUCCACCGCAACGGCAUCAUCUACCGCGACCUGAAGCCGGAGAACAUCAUCCUCGACUCGGCCGGCCACAUCAAGCUGACGGAUUUCGGGCUGAGCAAGGAGGCCAUUGAGGGCGACAUCAAGACGCACACCUUCUGCGGAACCAUUGAAUACAUGGCCCCGGAGAUCCUGACGCGCCAGGGCCACAACCAGGCCGUCGAUUGGUGGAGCCUCGGCACGUUGAUGUUCGACAUGUUGACCGGAUCCCCUCCAUUCAUCGCCGAGAACCGCAAGAAGACCAUCGACAAGAUUCUCAAGAGCCGCAUCACGCUGCCCGCCUACCUGGGCUCGGACGCCCGUGAUCUGCUCCGCCAUCUCCUGAAGCGCAACCCGGAAUCCCGCAUAGGCGCCGGCCCGAACGGUAUCGACGACCUGAAGGCUCACCCGUUCUUCGUGGCCAACGUCAACUGGGUCCAGGUGGCUUCCAGGGAGAGCAAGCCGCCGUUCGUGCCGAACCUCACCCAUGCCGAGGACGUCUCCAACUUUGACACCCAGUUCACCAGCAUGCCGGCGGUUGACACCCCGUGCGAGCACUCGCUGGCCACGUUCCUGCAGGAGGGCGUCGCGAACCCGUUCGCCGGCUUCACCUACAUUGCCCCCAGCGUCCUCCACGAAGGCGACGCCCAACAACUGCUCGGCGCCGAUGACCAUCUCCACCACAGCAAUAGCCAGCGUUUCACCGCCUCGACCUCCUCGCUGAAGUUGUAUACCGGCGGGCCGCUGACGAUCGAGAAGGAGUCGAUGCGCUCCGCCUUCGCCAAGGCCAAGGAUUUCCACGAUUCGAACGGCAAGACGCUGCCGGCGUCGUGGGACCUGAACAAGCACAUCCUGGCCGACGGAGCGAUGCGGAAAGCCGAGAAACCGGAAAAACCGGAGAAGCCGAAGCCGGAAAAGCAGGAAAAGGCGGAAAAGGCCGAGAAACCGGAAAAGCCGGAAAAAUCGGAGAAAACGGAGAAAUCGGAGAAGAAGCCCGAGAAAAAGGAGGAAAAGCAGGACCAGAGCGACUCGACCUCCUCGAGCGAGUCGGACGAGGAGGAGUCGAGCGACGACGAGACCGACAAGGAGUUUGGCGAGGCCCGCGACGCGUUUGUCGCCCACUUCUACAAGUUCCAGGAGGAGAACGCGACACCCGCGCCAGCAGCGUCGGCCACCCGGGCGACGCCCCCGCCGAAGAAGGCGCCCUCCCCGGCGAAGGCGAAGCGCCCCCCGUCGCCGCACGAGAUCCAGCAGGUCGAGACGCUCACCAGCAAAUCCCUCAAAUCGAAACAGCAACAACCCCCGCAACACGAACAGCAACAACCCAUCCCCGCAGCCAACACCGCCGGCAAUUCGUCGUCGUCGAAAAAGAAGGAGAAGAAGAUUGACGUGUGGGAGUGCGCGGAGACGCAGAUCCCGCCGGUGCUGCGCUCCGAGUACCUGUUCGAGUUCCUGAGCGCC
Molecule: messenger RNA, 2097 nt
Organism: Mesorhabditis spiculigera
Lineage: Eukaryota; Metazoa; Nematoda; Chromadorea; Rhabditida; Rhabditidae
Source: the annotation of a GenBank genome assembly